Molecule: messenger RNA, 507 nt
Organism: Schistosoma intercalatum
Lineage: Eukaryota; Metazoa; Platyhelminthes; Trematoda; Strigeidida; Schistosomatidae
Source: the annotation of a GenBank genome assembly
AUGCCAACUAAUCGUCGAAGGAAAUCAAGCUCAAAGUUCGUUGAUGUUAAUGAAGAAUCCCUUAUUACCAAGCAAGUGCCUUUUGAUGUCCUUAAGUGUCAUGGUUCAGACUCGAAUAGGGUUGAUUAUCAUAGUAGUGACUCUAGUCUUAAUUCGAUGACAGAUGACGUAAAAAACCUUAGUUUAAAGGAGAAACAAAGGCUUGAAUUACUAGGAAAGGGCAUGUUGCCUAUAGCGCCGGUUGUUGGCCCAGAACUACCAAAGGUUGAAUUGAGUUAUUUCGAUGGAGAGCCGAAAGGAUACUGGAAGUUUAUAAGACAAUUUGAGACGUAUAUAGCAUCAAGAGUCACCGAUGAUAGUCAACGUUUGCUCUAUCUCAUGCACUAUUGUAAGGGCAAGGCGAAGACAGCUAUUGAGGGUUGUGUCAUGAUGGAAGCAUCCUCUGGUUAUAAAAGAGCAAGGGAAAUUCUAAAGCGUUUGUUCGGACGGUCUCACGUAAUCGCUUGA